UGCUCCAGGAACUUUAGUGACGUAACUCAGUUCCCGGGGGAGAGCUCUUUGCGCUGUGACAGCUGGCGGAAGUACGUCACUGGCGCGCGGCGAUUUGAUUUUCCCGGUCUCAGUAUUCAAGGGUCGGAAGCAGCUUAUUCCCCGGUGUAGUCCCAGCUCUCAGGCCGGUUUUCCGGGUGUAUGGAGCGGUACGUUCUGCUUAUUUACUGGCAAAAACAAGCCGAGAAUUACCGGGAACAGCCCGAGCCGCCGCUUCUCCCUCCAGGUCCAGCGGAUGUGAAGGAUUUCUACACCCAUCUGAAGGAGCGCUGUAUCCCACACACCGACACCUUCCCCGCGUGUUCUUUGGCCGGAGAACCAGGGACGAGAAAAUGGUUCUUUGCUAUUCAAGCCACGUGUGGCUUUUCUCAGUACGCCAGUCCUGAUUGGGAGGACUUGUGCCCGAGCUGUUCGCUCGAUGACAGCGAGGAGCCGCCCCAGAGCACCAUAGACGAGUGUAUAUGUGCACUACAAAGCCCAGAGGAUGACGAGGAUGAAAGGGACUCGGUGUCUCAGACAAGCCUUUUUGAAGAGGCGGCAGAAUCCAUUCAUCAGCUCUCGGACAAGCUCCCUGCACCAGGCCGCGUGUUGGUUGAUGUCCUGUUAAUUUCUCCAGAUGUCCCAAAACUGAAGGAUUGUGUUCUUGCUGUGGGGGCCAUGAAACAUCUGAAGGAGUGGCACGCUGCGAAGAUCACUAUCGUAACUAAGGAACGCAGAGGGUGGCAAAAAAUUUCUAAUUAUCUGUCGGCAAAUGUAAUCACUCCAGAAGGUCUUCCCAGUGCACUAGAUCCACAGGAGUUGUGGAGGGGCUCGCUAGAGAUCAGUGAGCGGAAGUUUAGUUCUGAGGUAGAAUUUGAAGACUUCUGCCUCAGAUCUGUCCGUGACGUUAGUUCUCAAUCAAGUUCCCUCAAGCUGAGCGAAGAGCUGAAGAACCAACACCAUAAAAACCAUAAGUCCUUCCUACCGGAGGUUUUUCAUUAUUACGGAUCAUCCCUGGAGUUUAUACAAAUGGUUUCCCUGUCAGAGCUUCCCCCAUACUUUAUAUCAGACUGCGCCUUUGAGCUAUGCUUAACAAGAAACUCUCUACAGGGAAGAUCAAAGCUGAUGUUGGGUCAACUGUGCUCCUUGAAUGACAAGGUUGGGGCUAUAUUUAUGCUGUCCUGCAAUGUCUGCAACCUUCCUCUGCCACCAGCGCUUCAGCGUAGUUCAAAGAAAUGGAGAGACUACAUGUCCAAGAAGCCAAAAGAAAUUAAAGCUCCCGGGAUGGAGCUGAAAGGCGAGUACUGCACUUACUAUUUCCUGAUUCAAGGGAAAGACAAUGAAGUCUGCAGAGCCACAAUGCUUCAUUCCGCCAGUCAGAUUAAUGGCGCGGCUUCUCUGGUUUUGUUACAUCGACGGCUGCGGGAUAAGCCCAGCACAGAGGAAUCAAAUUUUACCGCGUUGAUGACUCUCCCACAUUUCCAUGGUGAUCACCUUCUGAAGAGAGAGAAAUGUUUGGCUCAAGCUCAGGCUUUAGUUGUCAAUGAAUAUCUCCAAAGAAAAGAAGCUGGACAACAACAGACGCCUGUGAAUGUUAACUCCUUAAAAGCCUUAUUAAAGCUUACCCGGGAAAGUGUGCUGAAAACUUUUGAGAGCAAGUUAACCAGCAGUGUCUGUGAGUCAACUCUACAAAGAUCUCCCCCUACAGGGUCUACUGCAAGCACUUUAUUUCAUAUGAAUUCAUCUGAAUGGCCAGAAAGAAAUGUUCUACAGAAUCUGGAAAAUUUUGAGAAAAUAAAGCAGAGAAUUAGGGCGUCUAUACUCUCCAGUUCAUCAGACCAGCUUCUUGGUCGGAAGGACAGUCAGAAGGAAGGGGUUACUCUGCUGGAUGCUAAGGAGUUGCUGAAAUACUUCACUCCUGAAGGUGCAGCAAUUGGGGAGCUCCAACCAUUGCAGGUCCAAAGAGGUGAUAACGCUUUCCAGUUAACUCCAGAACUGACCCCCCGGAAGCUGCGAGCACUGCCUUUUAGGAAAGCCUCGGAGUGUCAUUACCAUGGACUGGAAUAUUGUCUCGAUAACAGGAAAGCUCUGGAUCGGGAUGUAUCUUUUUCGGAACUCCAGUCUCGCCUUAUCCGCUAUGAGACCCAGACGACCUGCACACGAGAAUGUUGUCCCAUCCCCUUUGCCCUGAGCCCGCUCCCGUCCCCUGCGGUUCUCUCUGAACCGGGAAGUGUUCCAGAUGGCGAAUCCUUGCAAGGUGCCGACCUGCUGAGGCUCAAACGCCGUUCCAGGGACCUAGACGGGUUGAUUGCCAGCAAAAGGCUUGCUAAAUCGGAGAGCUCAGACUCUCUGCUGUCACAUAGUAGUGAAAACAGUGGCCCUAACGUUACUACCGUAAGCAGAACUCGGUCAGAGCGGGUAGCACCGAUGCCGUCCUCGGUCAGACCAACAUCCAGAGAUAGGGGAACGUCUUUAGGCAGCAAACAGACCCAACCAAAGCAAAAUGCGAUCCCCGAGAAUGAUGGCAAGGAGUCCAGAUCUCAGAAGCACAAUCGGAUGCUGAGGGAGGUGGUUUGUAAAACUCUUCUCAAACAUGGCAUCCAGGAGGGGCACCCGUGCUACACGGCCUGCAACCAGCGGCUUUUUGACAUCUCCAAGUUCUUCUUGAAGGAUCUGAAGACAUCUCGAGGCCUCCAUGAUGAGAUGAAGAAAGCUGCCAGUAACAAUGUGAAGCAGGUUAUACAAUGGGAAUUGGACAAACUGAAGAAAAAGUGAUCUGUGUGAGGUCCUAUUUAUUUGUGUGUUGUGUAGAUUGUACAUUAUGAUUUUCUAUGUUAUCCCUGUACUGUAAUAAUAAACCAUUUACCUUGUGCUUCUCCCUCCCGGUCUCCG
Molecule: messenger RNA, 2910 nt
Organism: Hyla sarda
Lineage: Eukaryota; Metazoa; Chordata; Amphibia; Anura; Hylidae
Gene: MTBP
Product: MDM2 binding protein
Exons: 22
Coding region: 181-2793 (870 amino acids)
Biological process (GO): regulation of protein ubiquitination; protein localization to kinetochore; traversing start control point of mitotic cell cycle
Cellular component (GO): kinetochore
Source: RefSeq, a predicted model, not a curated record